Funneliformis mosseae is the source of this 458-nucleotide messenger RNA. The record is from the annotation of a GenBank genome assembly. Lineage: Eukaryota; Fungi; Glomeromycota; Glomeromycetes; Glomerales; Glomeraceae.
AUAACGAAACACCCGUACAAAAACUUGCCCGAAAAAGCGGUAUAGUGCCUUCGGCUUUACCCAACGUGCUUCAAAACAACGCUAUCGCGACGAAUGUGCUUUACGCCGUAAAAAACAUGAUGAAAAUUGAUGAUCCAGCAAUCGUUGUACAAUGGAAUGACCCAGGAUUCAACGAUGUUCCCGCAAUGCCUGGCUGUAGAAAUGGUGUUGCUGGACAAACACUUAAUGCGAUUGUAGCCCAUUUUACAGCAAACGGAGGAACAGAUGUCCUGGGACAAAAUACCGUUUUUUUGUUUCGAACAAACAUUGAUCUUGGAUUUUGUGAAGAAAACCUCCCCCUAUGGGUUCGCCGUCAGAAUGGUAUUCCAGACGUAUGUGUUUCUGCCUUCGUGAUACAUAAGCUAACCUUGGGAGGGCAAAUCGACGUUGCACCUUUCGGUUAUGCGUUUAAUCGUUAA